UAACCGUGCCGCACCCGGUUCUACUCGAGAGGGAGAUCUCACGGCCGUCGAAACCGGGUUGACAGAAUUCUCCCGUCUUGGAGCUCGUCACUUGUCUCUAUCCUAACCCUUUCCCCUUGGCAUCCGCAAACCAGACAGACAGACAAGAUGAAGGCCUCCGUGUUGCUGUCUACCACCCUCAUGGGUCUGGCGUCCGCCGUGCCCAUGACCUUCGAUCUCUCAGAGGACAUGAUCGAGAAGCUCAAGACGGGCAAGAGCGCAGGCACCGUCUCCAUCGCGGCAACGGGCGUGACGGCCAACGAGUUCCUCGACAGCGGCUGCCGCGACGUGAUCUUCCUGUACGCGCGGGGGUCGAACCAAGACGGCAACAUCGGCGGCUCGCCCGGCCCGCAGACCAUCGACGCGCUGAAAGCCGCUCUCGGCAGCGGCCGCGUCGCCGCGCAGGGCAUCGAGUAUCCCGCGAGUCUCCUGGACAACAUCCGUCCGCAGGGCUGCGAUCCCGCGGACGCAGAGGACUUCAAGGAUCUGAUCACGAAAGCCGCGACCGACUGCCCCAACUCCAAGCUCGUGCUCUCCGGGUACAGCCAGGGCGCCGCGUUGGUCCACGCCGCGGCCAAGAUGCUUUCUGCGUCCGUGGCGAGCAAGGUCGCUGCUGCCGUCACGUAUGGCGACACGCGCAAGAAGCAGGACGGCGGCGUCGUGCCGAAUAUUGAUCCCUCGCGGUCACUUAUACUGUGUCAUGAUGGCGAUCUGGUGUGCUCGGGCACCCUGAUCGUUACGGACAACCAUUAUGAUUACGACGACUUGGCUGGUACUGCUGUUAGCUUCAUUGCUAGCAAGGUAUAGGGGAUGUGAUGCGAGAAAAGGGGGCUAUGGAGUUUGGAUAGCUGGGAUUGGAUAUACUUGGAUAGCGUAUAUACUUCGAAUGAUAAUUUAAUGAUUGUGUACAUGAACCCUGUGAUACCUUCAUGAUUACCUC
This is a messenger RNA of Xylaria bambusicola, 979 nucleotides long. RefSeq names its product carbohydrate esterase family 5 protein. NCBI's taxonomy places the organism in Eukaryota, Fungi, Ascomycota, Sordariomycetes, Xylariales, Xylariaceae. Gene Ontology annotation, biological process: carbohydrate catabolic process. Bases 148 to 846 code for a protein of 232 amino acids. Gene Ontology annotation, cellular component: extracellular region. The transcript has a single exon. Gene Ontology annotation, molecular function: cutinase activity. The record is from RefSeq and is a predicted model, not a curated record.